Molecule: messenger RNA, 846 nt
Organism: Camelina sativa (false flax)
Lineage: Eukaryota; Viridiplantae; Streptophyta; Magnoliopsida; Brassicales; Brassicaceae
Product: agamous-like MADS-box protein AGL97
Biological process (GO): regulation of transcription by RNA polymerase II
Molecular function (GO): protein dimerization activity; DNA-binding transcription factor activity, RNA polymerase II-specific; RNA polymerase II cis-regulatory region sequence-specific DNA binding
Source: RefSeq, a predicted model, not a curated record
AUGGUGAAGAAAGGGGGAAUGAAGAGGAAGAUCGAGAUAAAGCCGAUCAAGAAGAAGACUUCCCUCGCGCCUACUUGCAACAAACGCCGUGAAGGUCUCUUUAGCAAAGCCGCUCAGCUUUGUCUCCUCUCCGGUGCACAAGUCGCCGUCUUAGCGACUCCUUCUUCUUCCGAAUCCAACGUCUCCUUCUACUCCUUCGGCCACUCCUCCCUCGAUGGCGUUGUCUCUGCUUUUCUCUCGGGACGACGUCCUGUUCCCGUUCCUGAUCCCGACGAUGACAAAGCCAUGAGGGAGGACGUUGGUAUCUGCUUGACUCGUCAGAACCUAGGGUUAGGGUUUUGGUGGAACAACGAGAGGCUUAUCAGAUCGGAGGAUCCGCGAGAGAUUAGUGACGCAAUUGAUUCCAUGUGGACGUUGUUGGGUAAUCUCAAGGAAUUGCGUGCGGAUGAAGCUUCUUUCGUUAAUGAUCACGACGACCUGAAGAACAACGAGAAGAGCGACGGCGCAACUCAAGAGCCGGAUCAAACCCUAAAUCAUCAUCUUCAGUCUACUUCUCCAAUAAUUCGUUGCAUCCCUCCUCCUCUCGAUGAUCAGUCCACUUGUCCAGAUGAUUAUUCUCUCAUACCGGACACGGUCUUCACUGAUGAUCAGAUCCUCCCGCUUUGUGAAAGCUUCUGCGUCACGGACAACAACAACAACAACUCUUUUACUGAAGUAAACUUAGAUUUCGAUCAAGAGCUGGAUAUUGAUCAACUAAUUGAUUUCCAUACUGAUUUUGAAAACUCCCUUGAUAAUUGGUACACUCAUCAGGAGAACCUCGAUCAGUGUUUUCCAUAUAUCAGCUAA